AUGGCUCGGUUCGUGACGAGUCACGCCGGCAAGGCCAAGAGCGGUGACAUCGGCUCCGUCCCGCGCCUCAUCAACCCGGCCGAAGCCCCCGGCAUUCUCAGCGUCUUCACAGGCCAAGGCGCGCAGUGGGCCACCAUGGGUCGCGGGCUCAUGGCAGCAUCUCCGGGCCACGGGCACGCGCCGACUUGGUCUCUCAUUGAGGAGCUUUGCAAGGAUGCGGACAUAUCGCGCCUAGGCAAGGCUGAGCUGGCGCAACCGCUCUGUACAGCGUUGCAAAUCGCCCAGAUUGACAUCUUGACUGCGUCAGGAAUCUGUCUCGACGCCAUUGUAGGCCAUUCCUCAGGUGAGAUCGCAGCGACCUACGCCGCCGGUCUCAUCUCGCGCAAGGCCGCUAUGCAAAUCGCCUACUACCGCGGCUUCUACGCUCACCUAGCCCGCGCCGGCACAAAGGAUGGCGGCGGCAUGCUGGCGGUUGUUCUCUCGCUCGCAGCGGCCUCGGAGCUGUGCCGCCAACCGGCAUUCGCUGGCCGCCUGGUGGUAGCCGCCAGCAACGCACCGCAAAGCUGCACGCUCUCUGGAGACCGGGACGCCGUGGCCAGGACUAAGGAGUAG
Molecule: messenger RNA, 612 nt
Organism: Colletotrichum abscissum
Lineage: Eukaryota; Fungi; Ascomycota; Sordariomycetes; Glomerellales; Glomerellaceae
Product: polyketide synthase-4
Exons: 2
Coding region: 1-612 (203 amino acids)
Biological process (GO): secondary metabolite biosynthetic process; fatty acid biosynthetic process
Molecular function (GO): fatty acid synthase activity
Source: RefSeq, a predicted model, not a curated record